AUGCCUGCUUCGACCUGCACAUUUGCGGGACAGCCGAUGGCCGACCUUGGCGCUGGCUUCCGUGCUGCGCAGAUGCCUACCACACCUUACUCAGCCUCGACUCGCGCGUCUCUGCCCACUGGGCUCCGCGGUUUCCCGACAAGUCAAUCUUAUUCACCCGACUCGACGCCUGGACAUCCGGUUCGUAGCGACAUAUAUAAUCCUGGCUCGCCCUUCUACCCUCCUUCCUCCAUCGCCAUCCGAAGGGACACUACCGCUGGCCAUGAUGAUCACACAGAGAUGUAUGUGCCACAUCGACUGGGCACGUCGAGGGAGGGCCUACCUCCUCUGCUCACCCUUACCGACCUUAACAACGCCCCCAAGAACGAACCCGACUUCCAGGCCAACCUCGCCUUCCACGAUCAUCUCCAAAGCUCGACCACCUUUCCAUCUCAUCGAGGCGAUGGGUCGGGUAUGUUGUCGGGUGGUCUGUCGUCGUCGGCAAUGGCGAGGGUAGCUUCGAGUCCCAUGACUCAUUUCGCUCGCUCGUCGUGCUCGUCCGAGGCUUCCUCCUUCUCGUCUUUCCCCUUGACACCGUCCUCAACCAUCAGCACGUCCAACAGCGAUCUCUUUUCGCCGGGCUUUGACGCCUACUUCAGUGCUUCCCAGGACGCAAGUACUCCUGGCAUGAUCCUCGUCAGCUCGCCAAUCCACGAAUUCCCUCCCUCCGUUCUCAACAGCCGCAGCCGCAGUGUCUCCCCUGUCAAAAAACAAACAUCCCAUCUUCGCGCACGCACUACCCAUCCUCCCCCUCUGGUCGUCAGCUCGGCCGACAAACAGCACGUCUGCCACUGCGGCAAGCGCUUCAAGCGGCUGGAGCAUCUCAAGCGCCACACUCGCACGCACACCCAAGAACGGCCCCAUCAAUGCCCCCUCGAGACGUGCGGCAAGUUUUUCGGUCGCUCCGACAACCUUGCACAGCAUUUGAGGACUCACUACAGACCAAAGCGCUCUGCAGGACUGUUGACGGUGGAGAUGGGAGAGAAUGGAGAGGCGAGACACGACCCAUAUGCUGCGGCAGCCGAGGCGGCAAAGGUUGCGUUGAGCGGGAAGCGAGGCAAGCUGGGAAUGGUGGGACUGGGUGGACCGAUCAGGUUGGACACAGGGAUGAAAAGACAGGUCCUCGGUCCGGCUGGAUUGAGUGCAAAUUUAUCGCCGACGAAGGCGAACGAGAGUGAGGCUAUGCAGUCCACUGCUCACUCUGGUUGA
Messenger RNA from Kalmanozyma brasiliensis GHG001, 1248 nucleotides. RefSeq names its product Zinc finger, C2H2-like protein. Gene Ontology annotation, biological process: sexual reproduction. NCBI's taxonomy places the organism in Eukaryota, Fungi, Basidiomycota, Ustilaginomycetes, Ustilaginales. Gene Ontology annotation, cellular component: Tec1p-Ste12p-Dig1p complex; Ste12p-Dig1p-Dig2p complex; nucleus. Gene Ontology annotation, molecular function: DNA-binding transcription factor activity. The transcript has a single exon. The coding region runs from base 1 to 1248 and encodes 415 amino acids. The record is from RefSeq and is a predicted model, not a curated record.